Dicrocoelium dendriticum is the source of this 324-nucleotide messenger RNA. The record is from the annotation of a GenBank genome assembly. Lineage: Eukaryota; Metazoa; Platyhelminthes; Trematoda; Plagiorchiida; Dicrocoeliidae.
AUGCGCGGUCAUUGUCCUUCGUCUGGUGGAGCCCUCGUCACUGGUCAAAACAGCGUCCAUAUCACACUACUUCGUCAAGCUCAGCAAUCUGGUUCACUUAAUCUUUCUAAUCGUUCUCUGGUGACUGUUCCAAACGUCGUUUGGGAUUUGAAUGUUCCACUUCCUUCUGAUGAGCGAUAUGAUUUGGAGCGUUCCUCUGACGAGCCUCGUUGGUGGGAGACCGUACCGAUUACUCGACUUCUCCUGGCCUCGAACCUCCUUUCAUCCCUCCCGGAAGAAAGUAUAUCCAAACUGGAUACACUUACUUACCUUGAUGCGAGAUGA